This is a messenger RNA of Neolamprologus brichardi, 1416 nucleotides long. RefSeq names its product solute carrier family 25 member 25a (gene slc25a25a). Gene Ontology annotation, molecular function: calcium ion binding. Lineage: Eukaryota; Metazoa; Chordata; Actinopteri; Cichliformes; Cichlidae. Gene Ontology annotation, biological process: transmembrane transport. Gene Ontology annotation, cellular component: mitochondrial inner membrane. The record is from RefSeq and is a predicted model, not a curated record.
AUGCUCGGCCUGUGCCUUUACGUCCCCGUGUCUAACUCGGACCCGAUUGAAGUGGAAUAUUUCGAGUCUAACGGACUUCCAUCUGAGUUGAAGUCUCUUUUUAACAAACUCAGCGUGUUCCUGCCGUCCCAAGAGUUUUCAGCCUACCAACGAUGGCGAAAGAAAACAUUAAAAAGGGAAGAAAACAACUCGGAUGGACAGCUGGACUUUGAGGAGUUUGUUCACUAUCUACAAGACUACGAGAAAGACCUGAAGCUUGUGGUGAAGAGUCUCGACAGGAAGAAUGCAGGUCGCGUUGACCCUAAAGAGUUCAUGCAGUCUCUCCGUGACCUUGGUGUGCAUAUUUCUCUGCAACAUGCGGAGAAAGUCCUUAAGAGCAUGGAUAAGAACGGCAUGAUAACAAUCAGCAGUAAAGACUGGAGCAAGUAUGCCAUGGUGGAGAAGACGGAGAACAUCCCUGAGAUCAUCCUUUACUGGAAACACUCCACGAUAUUCGAUGUUGGAGAGAAUCUCAUGGUCCCCGAUGACUUCACCAUUGAGGAGAAGCAGACUGGGAUGUGGUGGAGACAUCUGGUCGCAGGUGGAGGAGCAGGAGCGGUUUCGAGGACCUGCACUGCCCCCCUGGAUCGACUCAAAGUCAUGAUGCAGGUUUACGGAUCCCGAACCAACAACAUGUGCAUAAUGAGCGGACUCAUGCAGAUGAUCAAAGAAGGUGGUACGAGGUCCUUGUGGCGAGGAAAUGGCGUGAAUAUCCUCAAAAUUGCCCCCGAGUCGGCCCUCAAGUUCAUGGCUUACGAGCAGAUUAAGCGUUUAAUCGGCAGUGAUAAGGAAGCUCUGAGCAUCCUGGAGCGCUUUGUUGCAGGAUCUUUGGCAGGAGUGAUUGCCCAGAGCACAAUCUACCCCAUGGAGGUGCUUAAAACCCGUCUCGCUCUGAGGAAGACCGGCCAGUAUGCUGGUAUCUCUGACUGCGCCAAGCAGAUCUUCAGAAGAGAAGGCCUCGGCGCGUUUUACAAAGGAUACGUCCCCAACAUGCUGGGCAUCAUGCCCUAUGCAGGCAUUGACCUCGCAGUGUACGAGACGCUAAAAAACACCUACCUCCAGCAGUACGGCACCAACAGCACAGACCCCGGUGUGUUCGUCCUGCUGGCCUGCGGCACAGUGUCCAGUACCUGCGGUCAGCUCGCCAGUUACCCCCUGGCUCUGGUCCGAACCCGCAUGCAAGCACAAGCUGCAGUAGAUGGCGGCCAGCAGCAGGUGACCAUGUCCGGGCUCUUCAGGCAGAUCCUGCAGAACGAGGGGCCCACUGGGCUUUACAGAGGCCUGGCCCCCAACUUCCUUAAAGUCAUCCCUGCCGUCAGCAUCAGCUAUGUUGUGUACGAGCACAUGAAGACACAGCUGGGAGUGACCUCAAGAUAA